UUCGAAACUAGGUUUUCCACGGCUAUAUAUACUCCUAGAGUCCUGGUGCUUUUCAUAUUACGUGUUAAGAAAACAAACUCAUACUCAAAAGUUGGGUUUUUGGUUAAAUAUCUUUGAUCAUGAGGCCUAGCAUAAAUGUGGUGUUAGUUUCUCUUCUUGUGCUCGUUGACGUUGUUAGCGUUUGUAAUGGCGGUCUCGGUGGGCUGAGUCCGGUGUUCUAUCACAAGAGUUGCCCUGAAAUUGGAAGAAUAGUGAGGAAUAUCACAUGGAGCAAGGUUGCAGAAAAUCCUACCAUGGCAGCAAAGCUUCUAAGGAUGCACUACCAUGACUGUUUUGUUAGGGGAUGUGAUGCAUCACUAUUGCUAGAUUCAACCAGCGACAACACGGCGGAGAAGGAAGCAAUACAAAACAGGAAUAUUAGAGGUUAUGAGGUUAUUGAUGAAAUUAAAGCCAGAUUAGAAGAAGAGUGUCCCGGCAUCGUCUCAUGUGCUGAUAUUGUUGCCUUGGCAGCCAGAGAUGCUGUCUCUUAUCAAUUUGGAAGGCCGAUGUGGCAGGUUUUAACCGGGAGAAAAGAUGGAAAAGUCUCCCUUUCGUCAGAGGCUUCAGCAAACUUACCCUCCGCAGGUGCAAACUUCACCACACUCUACCAGCAAUUUAUUGGUUUGGGGCUGAAUGUCAUAGAUCUUGUGGCAUUAUCAGGGGCACAUACAAUUGGAGUGGCACAUUGCGGUGUAUUUCAAAGGAGACUGAACGUAACCGGAAAAGGUGACGUAGACCCUACACUUGAUCCAGAAUACGCAGAGUUUUUGAGAACACAAUGCACCACUCCGGCCGUCGCGGUGGCGCUGGACGCCAACAGCUCAGUUUCCUUUGACAGUCAUUACUUUGCGGGGUUGAGGCAAAACAAAGGCCUCUUGACAUCAGAUGCUGCCCUACUCACUGACCGGCGUUCGGCUCGGAUUGUUAGACGUUUUGAGAGGUUCCAUAUUUUCAUGACCUACUUUGGGAAUUCAAUGAAGAAAAUGGGUGCCAUUGGAGUCAAAACACGAGAGCAGGAUGGUGGAGAGAUUAGAAAGAAUUGCAGGGUUGUUAAUGCUAAUUAAGUAUUAAAUUCCAGUUUCUGUAAUGUCAUAGUUGCUGUAAUUUUUUUUUUAUAUUUUCCAACGGAAUAAAUAAAUAAGCAGGGCUUUGGUUGCAACAGCUAAAAGCU
This is a messenger RNA of Malus domestica (apple), 1210 nucleotides long. RefSeq names its product peroxidase 24. The record is from RefSeq and is a predicted model, not a curated record. Gene Ontology annotation, cellular component: plasmodesma; plant-type cell wall. Gene Ontology annotation, biological process: response to oxidative stress; hydrogen peroxide catabolic process. Gene Ontology annotation, molecular function: heme binding; peroxidase activity. Lineage: Eukaryota; Viridiplantae; Streptophyta; Magnoliopsida; Rosales; Rosaceae.